Nematolebias whitei (Rio pearlfish) is the source of this 9744-nucleotide messenger RNA. Its product is annotated as protocadherin Fat 4. Gene Ontology annotation, biological process: homophilic cell-cell adhesion. The record is from RefSeq and is a predicted model, not a curated record. The transcript has 15 exons. Gene Ontology annotation, molecular function: calcium ion binding. Lineage: Eukaryota; Metazoa; Chordata; Actinopteri; Cyprinodontiformes; Rivulidae. Bases 1 to 9744 code for a protein of 3247 amino acids. Gene Ontology annotation, cellular component: cell-cell junction; plasma membrane.
AUGGCUUUAAUGGAAACUCUGCUUCUUCUUCUGCAGGUGGAGAUCACUCUGCAGGACGUCAACGACAACCCGCCUGUGUUUCCCAACAAUAUCCUCGAUAUGACCAUCGAGGAGAACGUCGGAGACGGCGUCAAGAUAAUGCAGCUAACAGCCACAGAUGCUGAUGAGGGUCCAAACGCCCUCGUGACCUACACCAUCCUGAGCGGGGCGGACGACAGCUUCCGCAUUGACCCCGAGUCCGGCGACCUGAUCGCCACCAAGAAGCUGGACAGGGAGCGGCGCUCCAAAUAUUCCCUCCUGGUGCGAGCGGACGAUGGCAAACAGUCGUCUGACAUGAGGCUUAACAUCACCGUCAAAGACGUUAACGACCACUCGCCCAAGUUCUCCCGGCUGACAUAUUCCUUCGACAUCCCUGAAGACAUGGCGCCAGGCUCCAUCGUGGCGGCGAUCCUAGCCAGCGACUCGGACUCGGGGGUGAACGGAGAGGUCACCUACUUGCUGGAGGAAGACGACGAAGACGGGACCUUCCUCCUCAACCCCGUCACGGGGGUCUUCAACGUGACGCGCCCGUUGGACUACGAGACUCAGCAGUACUAUAUUCUGACGGCAAAGGCUCGGGAUGGAGGCGGGCAGGCCAGCACGGUUCGGGUGUAUUUCAACGUAUUGGAUGUGAACGACAACCCGCCGGUGUUCGACACCACCGUCUACAGCGCAUCGGUGUCUGAGAGUCUGUCCUCCGGGUCCAGCAUCCUCACUGUGGUCGCCUCUGACACUGACGAUGGACCAAAUGCUCAACUCUUCUACAAAAUUACAUCUGGUGACCCCCAUAGCCACUUUGCCAUCUCCAAGGAAGGUAUUCUAAAAACUAAGAAGGCUCUGGACCGGGAGACUCAGUCCUUCUACAAUCUUGUGAUAACAGUCAAUGACCUGGCCCCGCCUCCCAUCACUCGUUUCACCAGCACUUCCCAGGUGUCCAUCAUUCUCCUGGAUGUCAACGACUGCGCUCCAACGUUUACCUCCCAGAGGAUGGCCUACAUCCAGGAGAACACGCCGGUGGACACGAUCGUCUUCACCGCCCAGGCCUCAGAUGCCGACAGCGGCCCCAACAGCUACGUGGAAUACUCCUUAAGAGGACCUUUUAGUCACAAGUUCAGCAUCAGCACAAUAGAUGGACACAUCAGGUUGGUCGGGGAACUUGACCGAGAAGAACUUUCCAACUACACCCUCACAGUUGUAGCUACAGAUAAAGGUGAGCCCCCACUCUCCUCGACCAUGGACGUGAUCAUGAUGGUACUGGAUGUCAACGACAACACGCCAAGUUUCUCUCAGAACAUCUACGACAUUGAGAUUGAGGAGAACAUCCUGACCGGCACCGAUGUCAUCCAAGUGUUUGCCAGCGAUGCCGAUGACGGCACCAACGGGCAGAUCCGCUUCUCCAUCUCUGAGGGCAACAUCAACAAUGACUUCCGGAUCGAUUCAGUCACAGGGAUGAUCUCUGUCGCCAGACAACUCAAUCGUGAGACACAUUCUUCUUAUUCGCUGAUUGUCCAGGCAACAGAUCGAGGAAGCAGCCCGAGAGUGGACCGCGCAACCGUCAACGUCGUUUUAUUGGAUGUUAACGACUGCUCACCGGUGUUCGAGCUCUCUCCUUACACCAUCAACGUUCAGGAGAACCUGGAGAACCUCCCACUAAACAUUCUGCAGGUUAUUGCCAGAGACGAUGACCAUAGUGCGAAUGGACAGCUGAACUACAUGCUCAGUGGAGGGAAUGACGAGGGAGCGUUCACCUUGUCCUCCAGCGGUCAGCUCAGUCUGACUCAGACUCUGGACCGAGAGGCUCUGGGGAAAUACGUCCUGCUGAUCACAGCCACAGACUCCGGUUCCCCAUCUCUGAGCGGAACGGGUACAGUCACGGUCCUGGUGGAUGACGUUAACGACAACGUACCCGUUUUCACCUCCUCCACCUUCCACACAACCAUCGCCGAGGAUGUCCCGACAGGAACAGAUGUGCUGCUGGUCAAUAGCUCGGACGCAGACGUAGGCAUCAAUGGUGUCAUAAGCUACAGCCUGACUGGUGGACAUGGACAGUUCUCCAUCAACCCAGCCACAGGACAGAUCAUCACCAGUUCCCUGCUGGAUCGAGAGGACAGGGCCAAUUACCAGCUGCUGGUUGUUGCAACAGAUGGAGGGCAGCCCGAGGGCUUGUCCAGCUCAGCCACGGUGUCCGUGACAGUGGCCGACAUCAAUGACAACCCUCCACGCUUCCAUCACCACCCGUAUGUGACCCACAUCCCUGCCUCUACUGCAGCAGGGUCCUUGGUCUUUGCCGUUACCGUCACCGAUGAGGACUCUGGUUCAAACGGCCAGCUGCACUACUCCUUGAUGGGGCGCAACACUGAGAAGUUCAGGAUCGACCCUGUACGAGGUGCCAUCAUAGCCAACGAGAGGCUGACUGGAAGCUCGGAAGUUACCCUUACAGUUCAAGUGAAAGAUGGUGGAGCUAACCCCAAAACGGAUAUGACCACAGUGACCGUACGGUUUGUUAACGGUGGAAACUUCCCUGUCAUCAAGCUGAAGGAGCGAGCGUUCACGUUUCCAGAGAAUCAACCCAACAACCACAUUGUUACAGUUGUGACGGGGUCUUCAAGGAGAGGUGGACCGUUGUCGUAUUACAUCGCUAGUGGCAACUUGGAUUAUGCCUUUCACAUAGACCAGCUGUCAGGCGAGUUAUCCAUCAGACACCCGCUGGAUUAUGAGCACAUUCAGAAGUACGUUCUCUGGGUCGAGGCCAGAGAUCAAGGCUUCCCACCUUAUUCCUCCUACGAGAAAAUAGAAAUAACUUUACUGGAUGUGAAUGAUAACCACCCAGUGUUUAAUAAGGAUCCAUUUCAUGCUGAAAUACUGGAGAACCUUUCACCUCAGCACGUUCUGAUGGUCUCUGCUGUUGAUCUGGACAGUGGUACCAACGGACACCUGGAUUAUGCCAUAGUUGACGGCAACAGAGAGAACAGUUUCAGCAUCAAUCGAGCCACAGGUGAAAUACGAACCACCAGACCACUGGACCGGGAGAAGGUGGCGCUGUACACCUUGAAAGUGAAAGCCACCGACCGAGGUUCGCCUCCAAAAAACACAGCAGUCAAAGUGCUCAUCAACGUUUUAGAUCUCAACGACAAUGCUCCCAGGUUUUCUAAGAUAUUUAGCGCUACAGUGGCUGAAAACGCUCCUGUUGGUUACACCGUCACCAGAGUCACCACCACCGAUGAGGAUGCUGGUUCAAACUCCAUUAGUCGGUAUUCGAUUACAGAUACAAGCCUUCCAUUCAGUAUUAAUGCAAACACAGGAGAUAUUACAAUUAGCAGGCCGCUCAAUAGAGAAGACACUGAUCAUUACAUUGUGAAGGUGACCGCCCACGACUCUGGCUGGACUGUGAGCACAGACGUCACCAUAUUUGUAACGGAUAUUAAUGACAACGCUCCCAGAUUUAGUCGCCCAUCUUACUAUUUGGACUACCCGGAGCUCACAGAAGUGGGCUCUCUGGUCACACAAGUGUCUGCAUUUGAUCCUGAUGAGGGAGUCAAUGGCAAAAUUUUUUACUUCGUUCGAUCCCAGUCUGAAUAUUUCAGAAUCAACGCCAGCUCAGGAGAGGUGUUUGUGAAGCAGCUGCUGAAAUAUCAGAACUCCACGGGGGCUGGCAGUUUGAAUAUAAACCGCCACAGCUUCAUCGUCACAGCCUCAGACCGAGCAGUUAAGCCUUUAAUGAGUGAGACGACAGUUAUUGUAAACAUCGUAGACAGCAAUGAUAAUCCUCCUGAGUUUGAUUCGUCUAGCUAUUUCACUCCAGUCACUAAAAGUGUCAAAGUAGGCACCAGACUGAUAAGAGUUGUAGCUCAAGACAAACAAGACUUUGGCCUUAAUUCAGAGGUUGAGUACCAAAUAACAGGCGGGAACAGUUCUGAUAAAUUCAAGCUAGACAAAGCAAGUGGAUGGAUUACCGUUGCCUCUUCCCUCAUCCCUGAUAUAAAUAAAAUGUUCCUCAUUGACAUCACUGCGAGCGACAGAGGAAAUCCUCCUUUGUCGGCACAAACCACGGUGAAGAUUGCCAUCACUGAGGAAAACCACCACACACCCGAGUUCUCACAAAGCCAAAUCUCAGCUACUGUACCCGAAAGCCUCGCUGUUGGAACGGCAAUAAGAACUCUGUCUGCCAGAGACAAAGACAAAGAAAUGAAUGGCCUUAUCACUUACAAUAUCACUUCAGGCAAUGACAAAGGUUUGUUUGCACUGAACAGUAAAACUGGUGUCUUAUCCUUAGCACAUCUGCUAGACUUUGAAGAGAAGCAACAACAUGAGCUUAGGGUUUCUGCCACAGAUGGCGGCUGGAUUGUAAAAACAAGUUUUGUCUCCGUCACAAUACAUGUGACUGAUGUCAAUGAUAAUUCUCCUGUUUUUGAUCCUGAGGAGUACUUCCCCGUUGUGCAGGAGAACGUUCCCAGUGGCACCACCGUGCUCAAAAUGAACACCACGGACCGCGAUGCAGGAGCAAACGCAGUCAUGGCUUAUGUUAUUCAGUCCUCGGACAGCGACCUUUUUGUUAUUGACCCAAACACUGGCAUCAUCACCACCCAGGGUUUCUUGGAUUAUGAAGCUAAGCAGGUCUACCAUUUAACAGUGAAGGCCUUCAAUGUCCCGGACGAAGAGCGUUGCAGCUUCGCCAAUGUCAACAUUCAGCUGAAGGGAGCCAAUGAAUACGUACCCCGCUUUGUCUCCAAACAGUACUAUUUUGAAAUAUCUGAAGCCGCUCCAAAAGGCACAGUUAUUGGAGAAGUAUUUGCCAGCGAUCGAGACCAAGGAGAGGAUGGAGUGGUUUAUUACCUCAUUUUUGGAAAGAGCAGAAAGAAAGGCUUUGGCAUCAACAAGAAAACCGGUCAGAUUUAUGUUACAGGUACUCUAGAUCGUGAGAAAGAAGAAAAGAUUUCUCUGAAAGUUUUGGCCAAGAACGCAGGAAGCAUCCGUGGGGCGGAUAUUGAUGAGGUGUUUGUUAAUAUCACCAUUCUUGAUGCCAAUGAUCCACCUGUUUUUACCCGGGACCUGUACGAUGUGCAGGUCAGUGAAGGUCUAUCACCUGGUGGUCUUGUCACUUUUGUAAGUGCUGAGGACUCAGAUUCUGUCCCCAGCUGGAGCAGGUUCUCUUACUCCAUUGCUCCUGAAUUUGAUACAAAUGUUUUUACAAUAAACGCAAAAACUGGCCAGCUGUCUGUGGCUGCCGAGCUGGACAGAGAAACCACUCCCGUCUACAAUCUGACUGUUCUUGCUGUGGACACUGGCACACCUCCUGCCACUGGAAGCACCACUGUCAUUGUAAAUCUGGAAGAUAUCAACGAUAAUGGUCCAACACUGACGACCACCUACGCCGAGAUCAUGGAGAACCAGAGAGCUGGCUCCGCAGUUUCAACACUGACAGCCUCUGACCCUGAUUUACCCCCCAACCAAGGCCCUUUCUUAUAUAGCCUCCUGAGUUCUGGCUCUGCCAACAGCUACUUCAGCCUCAGUUCAGCUGGGGCGUUAACCACCAGCCGGGAGAUAGACAGAGAGCAGAUUAGUGAUUUCUACCUCUACGUUGUGAUUAAGGACUCCGGUGUGCCUCAGAUGUCCUCCACAGGAACAGUUCGUGUCAAAGUAAAUGAUCAAAAUGACAACCCUUCAGAGCCACGGUCUUUGGAAGUCUUUGUCCAUUACUUUGGAAACACAUUUCCUGGAGGUUCUCUGGGAGAUGUCAAACCACAAGACCCUGACAUUCACGACAGGUUCCACUGCUCCCUGAUCCCGCCGUCAUCCGGUUUGUUUACUAUCCCCGCAGGAACCUGCAACCUCAACUCUAAAGCUCGCUCAACCGAUGGAACCUUUGAGCUAACCAUACGCAGCAACGACGGCAUCCACGCAUCAGUCAGUAACACAGCCAGAGUUGUUUUUAAUGGCUUCAACAAUGCCACUGUGGAUAACAGCAUUCUCAUCCGGCUGCACUCUGAAGGGGUCAAAAGCUUCCUCACCAACCACUACCUCAGCUUCCUACGCAUUGCCAACUCUCAGCUAGCAGGACUCGGGACAGGGGUGCUGCUUUAUGGAGUGUUUGAGCUCAACAAUCAGACUUUCCUGAUGGCAGCUGUGAAGCGGGGCCAUGGGCAGUACGUGAGCCCCAGCGGCGUGGCCACAUUCUUCCAGAGUAUCAAAGACAUUUUAUACAGGCAGAGCGGGGUGCAAAUAGACACGGUGGACCAUGAUCCCUGCAUGCGUAACCCAUGCCAGAAUGGAGGCAGCUGCAAGCGGCGUCUCAGUGUCGGGCCUGACAUGAAGACAGUAGAAAGUGUCCCUGUGAUCCUCGUUUCCAACCACCCCCUGCAGCCGUACGCCUGCAGCUGCAGACCAGGGUACGCCGGAGCUCUGUGCGAGACAGACAUUGACGAGUGCCAGCCGUCGCCUUGCCACAAUGGUGGCACCUGCCACAAUCUGGUGGGGGGGUUCUCCUGCACCUGUCCCGAGGGUUUCACCGGGAUGGCCUGCGAGAGGGAUAUCAACGAAUGCCUUUCCAAUCCCUGUAAGAACGGGGCGCUGUGCCAGAACUUCCCCGGGGGCUUCAACUGUCUCUGCACAUCAGGAUUUACAGGGGUGUUCGGCAAACACUGCGAACUCAACAGCUACGGGUUCGAGGAGCUCUCCUACAUGGAGUUCCCCUCUCUGGAUCCCAACAACAACUACAUCUACAUCAAGUUCGCCACCCUGAUGAGCAACGCGCUGCUCAUGUACAACCACGACAACCAGACCGGGGACAAGGCCGAGUUCCUGGCUCUGGAGGUCGUCGAGGGACGGCUGCGCUUCUCCUUCAACCUGGGGAGCGGAACGUACAAACUCAUGACCACCGUCAAAGUUUCCGACGGGCAGUUCCACACGGUGAUCGCCAGGAGAGCCGGGGUGGCGGCGUCGCUGACGGUGGACCUGUGUGGCCAGGACCAGGAGCCGGGCUACUGCGCCGUGAGCAACGUGGCGGUCCACACCGACUGGAUCCUGGACGUGCAGCCCAACCGGCUCUCGGUGGGAGGCGUCCAGUCAAUAGAACCCGUCCUUCAUCGCCGCGGUCAGGUCGCCACCCACGACUUCGUCGGCUGCAUCAUGGAGCUCGCCGUCAACGGCCGCCCGCUGGAGCCCAGUCAGGCGCUGGCGUCCCGCGGCAUCCUCGACAGAUGUCCGAGACUGGAAGGAGCCUGCAGCGCCAGCCCCUGCAGACACGGGGGCACCUGUUUGGACCGCUGGUCCUGGCAGCAGUGUCGGUGCACGGACGGCUUCACCGGCAGAUUCUGUGAGAAAUAUGCGACGGCGGACACGGCUCUGUCUCUGGACGGUACCGGCCGCCUGGACUACGCCCUGAAGGAGGGUCCCAAACGAGACGCCCUGCUGAGGCGGUCCCUGCAGGGCGCGAUGCCCGACGUUGUCGGACCUGGCAGUUUGGAGGUCAAGUUCAGGACGCGAGGAAAGAGUGGCACGCUGCUGCACGUUCAGGAGAGCAGCAACUACACCACAGUGAAGCUGAGGAACGGCGUCCUCCACUACGUGUCGGAUGCUGGCGUUAGAGGAAAGGUGGAGAGGACGCUGGGAGACGCCACGCUGUCUGACGGACAGUGGCACACGCUCCAGCUGGUCAGAAACGGGUCGUCCACUUUGCUCCGAGUGGACGACAGCCAGCCCAGGAUCGUCCAACACGCCACGCAGGACUUCGGAGGUCUCGGUGUGCUGACCUUAUCCCUGGGAGGGAUCCCACCUGGACCUGCUCAGCAUAAAACUGGAGCCGGUUUUGAUGGCUGCUUGGCUUACGUGAAGUACAACGGGGAGAACCUGCCAUUUACCGGAGAGCACGACCGCGUCGCCUUAACUAAGACCAGUUCAUCUGUCAAAAUUGGGUGCAGAGGUCCAAACCUGUGUGAAAGCAGCCCGUGUGGGAAUGGCUUGAUGUGCGUCAACCAGUGGUAUACAUAUCAGUGUGUCCAGCCUGGCGACUGCACCUCUAAUCCCUGUCAGAACCACGGCAGUUGCGUGCCAGAUCCACACUCGGGCUUCACCUGUGUUUGCUCUGAAUUGCACACUGGCAAGACCUGCGAGACCCUGGUGGCUUGUCUGGGGGUGCAGUGUCCUCAGGGAACAGUUUGCAACACCGCAAACGAUGGUGGAUUCAUCUGCAGCCCCAGCCCCACAGCAGAGACCAUGGUCCUCCCAAUAUGGGCCGUACCAGCUAUUGUUGGCAGCUGUGCCACUGUCCUUGCCUUGGUGGUACUCAGCCUGAUCUUGUGCAACCACUGCAAGGACCGCAACAAGACCAAAGUGCCAAAGGAACCCAAGGAAAAGAAACCUAAGGAGAAGAAGAAGAAGAAAAAGAAGAAGGGGAGUGAGAAUGUAGCUUUCGAUGAUCCAGACAACAUCCCGCCUUAUGGAGAUGACAUGACUGUACGCAAACAACCAGAAGGGAACCCGAAGCCGGACAUUAUUGAGAGGGAGAACCCUUAUCUGAUCUAUGAUGAAACAGACAUUCCCCACAGCAAUGAGACUGUCCCCAGUGCGCCCUGUGCCCCCUGCAAUGGGCCAGAGGCAGAUAUUGAACAUUAUGAUAUAGACAAUGCCAGCAGCAUCGCUCCUUCAGAUGCUGAUAUCAUUCAACACUACAAGCAGUUCCGAAGCCACACACCCAAGUUUUCCAUCCAGAGACACAGCCCACUGGGCUUUGCCAGACAGUCUCCUCUACCUCUUGGAGCGACAAGUUACACCUACCAACCUCAGUACACCCAAGCACUGAGGUCAACUCCACUCAGUCACUCCCACUCAGCCUGUCCCACCCCAAACCCUCUCUCCAGACAUUCUCCCGCCCCGUUUACCAAACCUUCAACUUUCUACCGCAACACCCCCACCAGAGAGCUCAACCUGGCUCGUCGGGAAGGCAGCCCGUUGGACAUGCACAAUGACAUGUGUCAACCACCACCUAUGUUCAACUAUGCCACCCGGCUGGGGCGGCGCAGCAAGAGCCCCCAGACUAUGGCCAGCCACGGCCACACCUCAAGGCCGAGCAGUCGACUGAAACAACCGAUAGAGCAGAUCCCCUUGGAGACGGGGCCUCCUGUGGGACUGUCCAUCGAGGAGGUGGAGCGCCUUAACACUCCACGUCCACGCAACCCCAGCAUCUGCAGCGCUGAUCACGGUCGAUCCAGUUCAGAGGAGGACUGUCGCAGGCCGCUGUCGAGGGUCCGCAACCCAGCCGACGGCAUCCCUGCACCAGAGUCCUCCUCGGAAAGUGACUCACAUGACUCCUUCACUUGUUCAGAGAUGGAGUACGAUCGAGACAAGCCGGUCUCCUACAGCUCCCGGGUUCCUAAGCUCUCUCAAGUCAAUGAGUCUGACGCUGACGACGAGGACUAUGGCGGGAGGCUGAAGCAGAGGCGGUACUCGGGUCGGCGGGCAGAAGGAGGGCCUGGCUUUACGCCCUCCAUUGAGCAGCAUUACACCUUGCCCCACAAAAUGGGCCAACAAGCUGGGGGCUUCAACUGGGACAAUCUUUUGAACUGGGGCCCCGGCUUUGGACAGUAUGUAGACGUGUUCAAGGACUUAGCCUCGCUUCCCGAGAACUCGGCUGCAAAAGACAUUGAAAUGAACAGUGGGGACGGCUCGGUGACCAUCCUAAACGAAGGAGAAGCCGAGCAAUAUGUGUGA